Exophiala aquamarina CBS 119918 is the source of this 2421-nucleotide messenger RNA. RefSeq lists its product as uncharacterized. The record is from RefSeq and is a predicted model, not a curated record. Bases 1 to 2421 code for a protein of 806 amino acids. Gene Ontology annotation, cellular component: TORC2 complex; plasma membrane; cytoplasm. Gene Ontology annotation, biological process: TORC2 signaling. Lineage: Eukaryota; Fungi; Ascomycota; Eurotiomycetes; Chaetothyriales; Herpotrichiellaceae. Gene Ontology annotation, molecular function: phosphatidylinositol-4,5-bisphosphate binding. The transcript has 2 exons.
AUGGCGCUCUUGCAAAACGAAGAUUUUGCCAUCUGGUACCUCCGUACCUCUUAUCUUGCCAGUGUGAAAGAUGGAAUCGCGGAACGCUUGAUCAAUGUCAACUCCUCGAUACUUAAUACUCCAGGAUUUCGGGCUGCCGGCUGGACGGCGGAUCCCGUUCAACGCACGUAUUCCCCUCCCAUCCCAACAGCAAUCAAUUCAGAGUAUUUUCAGACUAGUGCUGAGCUCCAAUUGACAAACUUGAAUGCCGAUGAGGAUGACGACGCUGGCCUUGUUACUGGCCGGACCAGCAAUGACACCAUCGGCCCUGGCUUCAAUGCGCGUCGAAGAAGGAAGAAGGAGCACGCCGAGGACGAUGACAGCAGUGAUCUCACCGACGAGUCUGAAGAAGAAGCCGAGGGUGCUCAACGGGCCGCUCAACAGAUUCGUUUCGCUAAAAUGCCUUCCCGAAGUCGGGCAGAUUCAUCACCGAUUCGUAGCACAAAUGCCCCCGAUAUCACAACCACCUCCCCCUCGAAACCCACUACAAACAACAGAACACGGACAGGCUCAUUAGGUGCGGUUGAGGCGGUCAAGGCUCGGGAAAGGCGAGACACCACAACCAGCAGUGACAUGUCCUCAGAAAAUGAGGUUGAUCCGUCAUAUUUUCAACGAAGGCAACUCAAGCGCGGGCAGAACUCAAAAUCUGUCAGAAUAGCAGGAACCUCAACUGAUGAUCGUGUUCAUGGCUCCUCCGACCUGGGACACCGUAAUCUUCUACAGGACGACUCUGAUGGAGAUUCAGAUGGCUCAGCGUUAUCCUCAGACCUGGGUGAGACGGUAGACUCUGCAUCACUCAUAAACCCUCUGACAGGGUCCAACCUUACGUCGUCUCCACCAAUCUUGCACAGCUUUGGGGGUUCAGCAUCUCGUCUGCAACAGGCAGAAUCCCCUCGCAGACAACGUACGCUAUCGAUACUACACGAAUUACCACCUCCAAGACCUAUUAGCAUGAUUCAGCCACAGAGUCUACUGUCGGCGGCAUUGAAUGCACAACGCAAAGCACCUAGCAAUCCAGUGCAGGGGUUUGCGACCCUCUCGGGAAAAGGCACGCCAAAUCCACUUUGGAUCAAGAUCUAUGCUCCAUUUUCGAACAACGCAGACGAGCCAUUCGAAAUGCCUUUGGCGAGGACUUCGAAGGACGGACUCGCGGUGAUGGUUGCAGAAGUGAUCGGCUUGAGCUUGUGGCAGUACGGGGAGGAAGAAUUAGAGCCACCUUUGACACAAGAACAACUCAAUGUCAACAAGUGGACAUUACGAAUAGUUGAAGAUGGCGAAGUUGAUGAUGAUUUCCCGCCAUUGGCCCGCAUACGACCGGUUACAGACUUUACCUACAACAACAAUCGUGGCGGUCGAGCUCGAUCUCGGGAGAAACCAUUCGAUGAAUUUGCGUUGGUUGAGGCAUCGGCGAAACAAGUCGAGGCCAACAAUAAAGAAACGCCGCAGUUCAUUCCAGCUGCUCAGGAAGAUACUACGAUGACUCUGACACCGACGCCAGGCCCGACACCAUUUCCAAACUUGGGCGCCACUCCAGCUCCGCCAGCGGCCAAAGUCACCGGCACCAGAACCAAUCUGCUCUUGGGUGGACAGCCUUUUACAUCGGCACUCUCGAAUUCGGCCUUGACGCCGGCAGAUCGUCCGGCGCCGGCAGCACCCCAAGCUACUCCUCGUAUGGGGACGACGAAGACGAUUAGGAUACGGUACUUCGACAUCGAUGUAGCCAAUCAGACCAUGACGAUGGAGCUUUCAACGGAUAGCUAUAUUGCCGAGAUCCUGGAUCACGUUUGCAAGAGAUGGAACUUUGACAAAGCGGGGUUCUUACUCAGGGUUGCAGGGACCAACACAGUGGCACCUCUAGAUCGAACAAUAGAGGCACUGGGCACCAGAACGGACUUGGAUCUCGUGCGAAAGCGGUUCGGACCCGGAGUCAGCGCGUUGACAGGAUCGCCAGCCAGUUCAUCUCCGAAUGCGCCUCUUCUACUUGACAUUCAGGGACCGAAGAAAGGCAAGAAAGGGCAGAUGCUACACCCAUUGGCGCAGAACCAGGACGUGGUUUCACGCAGCAGUAACAAUUUCAAGAAAUAUUAUGUGACGAGGAAGCAACUGGCGCCUUUCGCGCAAGGGAGUCAACGAGUUCUCGUGUUUGAUGGCGACACGAUCCAUGUGAUGCCGGCGGAUUCAGCGUCGAGCGCCAAGUUCAGCUCGAUUGCAUUCAAUGAUAUUCUUCGGUGCAAGGUCAGUUCCAAGCACUCGAAGCUGGUCCGAGUACUUGUGCGGCGGGUCAACGAGUCCAAACGAUACGAUUUCGAGGCGAGAACAGCCGGAGAGGCGCAGGAGAUCGUUGACGAGGUGGUUCGAGAAAUGAGAUUGGCGCGAGCAUGA